AUUAUGUCGCCAUUAAUUCUAUCACACAAUUUUCAUUAUUUCAAGGUCGAUACGCAGAAAUGUAAGAUUAUAUUAUUCUGCAAUACGUAGCCCGACAUAUUAAUACAUUAUCACGUUAUUCAUAUAACUUUUUUUAAGUUAAACAUGAUGAAAGAUGCAUUAGUUAAACUUUAAAAUAAGUAAAGUAAAGUAGUGGAAACCAACUAAAUAAAUAGCGUGGUCACAGAUAUGCGAAAAAGAUCAAAUAUGUAAUGUACGUAAUGUGCAUGCAGCUUUCGGUUUCACAUACGGUUCCAAAAAGGAACAACUGCAACUGUAAUUGUUGUGCCGCUUCCUCAAAUAAAAUCUCCGGGGAAAAAAUAACUACUGACGCAAAAUGGGGGAAUACAAAUAUCCCUUGUUCUUCGAGGUGUCCAAUCUAGACGAAAAACUAAGGAAAAACAUCGAAAAAUACUUUCAAAUUCGAAGAAAGUCCGGUGGGGGCGAAUGUGGACCAGUGGAACUUGUAGCCGGUGGCACCUGUAAGAUUGCCUUCAAGCAUCAAGAAGACCAGCAGAGAGUUCUCCAAAAGGGAAAUCAUACACUGGAGACGCCCCGUGGCCCAGUUGUGGUGUCAGUGCGUCGGGAUGCGGACUCACCCUGUUCCACAGACUCUCUAAAAACACCUGCUAAAGCAACCUCAGAACAAACACAUCACUUCCACUCUGUCUCUGGGGCACCCCCUUGUGGCAAAUAUAAGAAAGUGGUGCAGCUGGACCCAUACCUGAUUCGCUACCUGACAGAUAACGUUCAGGCUGGAAAUGACCUACAACAUCAACUCUCUACACUCUUCUGCUCUUUCCAGCUUCAGCCUGAGGCAGAGAAUAUGGUCGUGAAAGGUACACCCAGGGUAGAGGAGACAAGCCAAAUAGAUACCAUGAUAAAUCAUGUGUUCGAGCAAGUGAAAACAAAAUAUUGUUGCCAUUAUGAAGCUGACCCUUUGAUACUGCAAGCUCUACAGAAUAGUCCCUUCAUAGCCACAAAGGAGCUCCAGGUGUACAGUGAGGCAGGGGAGGGAUUUUCAGUUAUAGUGGGGUCAGAAAAAGAGGUGAAGGAGAGCCUGUCGAUGUUGGAAAAGCGACACAGAAACUCAGUGACACAGGAGAGAGUCAACACGACCUGCUCUCUUGGGAAGCCCCGACUGCUCCUGCUAGGCAAGAAGCUGGAGAAGGAGCUAAAAGAGCAUCUCCCUGGGGUUAAGGUAUCUCAGACUGAUGUGGGGCAACUAGUGAUUGAAGGUCCAGCAGCCGAUGUCCUGUCAGCCCGCAAGAAGGUAGCGGCCAUGGCAGAAAAAAUACAGGAGCAGCGGGUGGCCGGGCUGUCCCCUUGGCUGCAUUCAUUUCUGGGAACACAGGGACCAGAAACGCUGGAUGCCAUCUUGAAAGGUAUCCCAGCAAAAACUGAAAUCACUGACAGAGGUCUGUCUCUGUUGUCUCUAACCCAGAAGGAUCUGGAGGAUGCGCAAAAGGCCCUGCUCAGUCAAUUCAGUGAGGAAGAGGUACCUGUUCCCGAUUCACUCACUCAGUUGCCAAAAUUGAAGGAGGUAUUGCAGGACAAGGAGCUCCAGCUAAACGCGGGAAAGGCUAGGGUACAGGUACGCUACAAUAAGCAUAGUGUCCAGCUGUUGGGUUACCGCGAUUCGGUAACCAAGUUGAAUGAUGUGGUCCAGAGUUUCUUGAAGGACCAUGCUAUUCAUCAGUUCAGGGUGGCCCUUCCUUACCCCGAAUUGUCUGACCAAAUUAGUAAGCUGUUUGCCCUGCUUGACAUUGACGACUCGGGUAUUCAAGUUUCAAUUUCUGAAACUCGCUCACCACCUGAGAUGAUUCUUAUGGGACCCCGGCAUUUGGUAACUGCAGCUAGUGAUAGGAUAAGCAAAGCUCUGAGCUCCCUAGUCCAGAAGAUUGUUACUAUUGAUUCCCCAGGUGCUCAUCGCUACUUCAAGGGCCCAGGACAGGAAUACCUCCAAGUCGUUAGUCGCACUCAUCGCUGCUUGGUCCAGAUGAAAGACUUUGGUGUUCCUGAGUACCAGCUGGAGGGGGGGCUCUGUGUGUAUGUGCGACAGGGUAAUAUUACCCAAGAGAAUGCAGAUGCAAUAGUCAAUGCAGCCAAUGAGAACCUAGAACACUGUGGGGGCGUGGCAGCAGCCCUGAGCAGGGUGGGAGGGCCGGAGGUACAGCAGGCUAGCAGUAAACUGGUACAAAGAAUUGGCAAGGUGGCCACCGGAACAGCAGUGGAAACCACACCUGGAAAGCUGCCCUGCAAGGUGCUGAUACAUGCAGUAGGGCCAACGUGGAGCAAUGCCAAGGACAGGGAAGUGACGGCCCUGCUGGAAAAGGCGGUAAAAGAGGCACUUGAACUAGCAGAGCAACGAAGCUGCCGCUCAUUGGCUAUGCCUUGUAUCAGUUCUGGCAUUUUUGGUGUGCCCAUUAACCUCUGUGCCAAGGCCAUUGUGAUGGCAGUGAGAGCAUUUGGCAGGAACCCACACACACUGCACACAGUCAUGCUAGUGGACAGCAAUGAAAAUGCAGUAAGGGCCAUGCAAUCUGCCUGCGAUACACUGCUUGGGGGGAUGGAUCCACCUGCCGGUGGCGCAGUGGAAACCACAGACUAUGAGGAUCUCGCAAGCUUAACAACUGCAGCGACUGGGGGCGCAGCAGUGUCUGAAUCCUUAAUCCAGGUCAAAAUUACAGUAGGCAACAUUGAGGACCAACAGGUAGAUGCCCUUGUCUCACCCAUGCUGGGUGAUGCGCCGCGGUCCUCAAAGGUGGGGAAAUGCCUAUUAAUUAAGGGGGGGAGACAAUUUUCAACUAGUUUGGAGCAGACAACCCAGACCUGGAUUACAGUGCCUGGGGGACUGCAUGUGGUGGAUGGCGAAGGGGGGCUAGUUGGAUGCAGUAUCAUUUUUCUUCACUGUGCGCGCUGGGAUGGGGAUCCGCAAGGAGCAGCGGUACAGACCCUUCGUAAGGGUUUGAGGAACAUUUUGUGCAUUUGUGAUACCUGGUUAUUGACUUCAGUGGCAUUUCCUAUGUUGGGGACUGGCAUCAGCCUGGCAUUUCCCCAUCGAAUUGCUGCCCAAGUUCUGCUGGAGGAGAUCCAGCGGCAUGAGCAGAACCGAACAUCAGCAUCCACUUUGCAAGUCCAUAUAGUCAUUCAUCCCAGUGACAAACAUUCCGCAGCAGCUUUACAGGCGUGCUAUGAUGUUCUGAACCUAAGGGGGUUUCAGUUGGCUAUGUUCCCAGACCAGACAUCUUUCUAUAGCUGGGUCUCUGUCACCCAGGAUGAGAUCACAUUCAUGAUGGGCAGUGUCAAGCUGCAGCUCGUCUUUGGCGACAUCAUUAAUGAAACUACAGAUGUUAUUGUUAAUUCUGCAAAUUCCACUGACAAGCAAACUGGUGUCUCAAACACACUUCUAAUGGCAGCAGGGCAAAAGGUUCUGGAUGAAUUUAACCAAGUGCGGACUCAGUCCGACGAGUUCUGCAGCACAACGUCAGGAUCAUUGGCCUGUAAAGCCAUCAUACACAUCUAUGCUCAGUCGGAUUUGCACCGUGUCCAGAAGCUUUGCGGAAAGGUUCUGAAGUUUUGUCAACAGAAGGGUUACAAAUCAGUGGCCUUUCCUGCUGUGGGUGCAGGUGCAGCUGGGCUGGAUGCCAAGAAGGUCGCUGCAUCAAUGUUGGACGGUAUGGCCACAGUUGUGAGGGACUCGUCCCCUGAUGACGUCUCCCACAUCCGCAUCAUCCUCCUUCUAAGGCCGGUGUUUGAGACCUUCAGGUGUGAGCUGGAGAGUCGCAUAGGACAGAUGGCUCCACCUCCUACCUUGAAAGAGAGAGGCAAGCAGAUAGUGAAAAAAAUUUACCAGACAUUCAAGAAGUCAAAACAAGAAUCUCAUGGACUGCGACUGUCUUCCUUGCAUCCCCCGCCAGCCACAUUUUGUGUGACAGGUCCUGGGCUGGAGGCCAUCAGAAAGGUUCAGGAAGACCUUAAGAAUGUCCUACAAAAGCAGCUGUGUGAAAAGGAGUUGAAGCCUGAUGAGCUGGAACAACUCACACAGGCAGAGCUAGACUCAGUUAUAGACAAGGCACAGGGUCUGGAGCUUAGCAUCAAGGAAGCACGACCAAAGCAGGCAGAUGAUACAAGAAGGAGCUUUGUAGUCCAGGGCCUGAAAGAGGAGGUGUGGCAGUUUCUGGGGGAGGUACAGCAGAUUAUAGGCAUCGCCAUCCGCAGGACGCUGCAAGAAAGGGAGGAGGAACUGGUGGCAGUAAGUGUGAAGUGGUCAAUCGGCAGCCCUGGGGGGGAUUGGCAAGAUCUAGAGAAGAAAGCUAAUUACAUUAUUGAGAAAGAAUAUUUCAACUCUGGAACCACCUGUGAUGUAGAUGGCCCAGGAGAGGCAAAGCUCAGGGUGGACUUACAAAAAAAACAGGCCAUUCACCAUAUCACAGGAAGGACCUAUCAGCUGAAGAGGGUAGAGUUCAGUACAGAUGUUAGCCCUCCUAAAUCCUGGGAUGUUAUGGCCCAGGGGGAGUCACUGAAAAAGGUGCUUCUUCAGCCAGGCACAGAUGAAUACCAGAAAGUGGCCAACGGAUUCCAGGGGACCGCUGCCCAGCAAAUUAUACAAAUUGAGCGUGUGCAGAACAUUCACCUUUGGCAAGCAUACAGUGUGAAACUGGAACAGUUUCGGGAGAAGAAUGGGGAAGGCGAGAUUGGAGAGAAACUACUGUACCAUGGGACAUCAGCUGGUGCACGUGUCUCCAUUGAAAAGGGGGGGUUUAACAGGAGCUUCGCAGGGCAGCAUGGAACAGCCUAUGGAAUAGGUGCGUACUUUGCAGUGGAGGCCAGCUACUCAGCCAAUCCAUUGUUCUCGCCUCCAGACAAUGGAGGUCUGAGAUACAUGUAUGUGGCGAAUGUUUUGACUGGACACUACACAGUGGGAAAAUCGAGCAUGAAGAUUCCCCCCUCGCGCCCUGGAUCUGACCCGAAUGACCUAUUUGACAGCUUGGUGGACAACAACCAGAACCCCAAGAUGUUUGUAAUUUUCCACGAUGAUCAGGCUUAUCCCAGCUAUCUCAUCACUUUCACAUAACCUCUGGCAAUUCCAGCAUAAUGGAUAUAACUGAUAUCAGCAAAACAAAUGCCUUAGAGCAUGGGCAAGAUUAGUAUCAAUGAGUCAAUAUGCAUAUUUUUCGUGUAACUUCUUGGGUUGUAUAUAGACAAAUUGUCAAAAUUUAUAUAUUAAUUUACAUGUUAGAAAUACAUAGCAUCUUAACAGUACUAUGGAUGUGAUAUCAAAUGGACCUUAGAAUGGAAUGGAAUUCCCCCUGUACUAUCCUAAUCCUCAUAUCAUAGUAUAAUCAUACUUCCUGUGACUCCUGCAGUUCACAAAAUUAGAACUUUUACUAUGAAAACACAUUGGUUUUUAUGAUCAUGCAUUUAAAAUAAGACAUAUACUGUACGUUUAAAGGGGCAGUUAACCCCAAAAAUGAAAAUUGAUAUAUUUUAGAGGGGCUUUGGUACUAUCUAUCCAUCUAGGUUGUUCUAUUAGGAGUUGCCUAGUUUUGGAGAGAUCGGCCAUAGAAAUGUUGGUCUUCUAUCGAAUAUAAUGGCAGUAAUGGCAUUCUUUCUGUGGUGGUUAAAGCGCCAGAAAAAUUCAACAGCAAUGUGUCUUACCAGAAAUCAUGACCCAGUUACUCAAGAUAAUCCACGGGAUUUGCAGUGAGCAGUUUAAUCUACAGUAGGAACUAUUUUUUUUCUACCGAACUCCACACACCAAUCAUAUCACUGUGCAGCAAAUAUCACAUGUUAGUUCGUCAUAAAAUGCUUCUAAUUUUAAAAGUGAGAAACCCAUUAUUUCAGCAAGCUUGCAUUAUUGUAUUACAUGUUUAGCAUAAUAACCAUUCUAAAGCAGCAAUUAAUUAUUAUAAUCAUUGUAAUUAAAUCAACAGUGUCAUUAUGAAUUUCUUUGGUAAUUACUGAUUGAAAUUACAAUUGUAGGUAUGUGAAGAGCGCGACCAACAUGGCCGCCUUUUUUGUUCCAGAUUCCUGUUCCACCAUCGGGUCAUCUGAGCACUGGGUAUACCCCGGAAAAUACGCAUUCUUAUUGUAUCGCAUUGCGGAAUUCCGCGGUAUUCCCACUGAUAACAUAGAUGGGGAACCCCUCUUCCUCCUCUGUUUUGAAUUUUUCAAUUCUGUGUACAUUUAGACCUUUUCCGGAAACGUUGAAAAAUACACUUGAUUUCAACAUACAAAAACCACUUCAAAGGAUUAAGUGACGCUUUUGAAAGCUAAAUUGACAUAUUGUUUAUCAUUUCAUCUUUCUAAUCCUGCAGUUUCAUAGCUUUCUAUGGAUCAGAAAAAAAGUUUACUGACCCGGACCGGCAGCAUACAGGAUCGUCACGGGCCAAAAAUCCUGAAAUCUGCUGUAUGUUCAUCAGUGAUUUGUUGCAUCAAUAUGCCAUGAUAUUAGGGAAAUAUCUUAAGAUGUGAAAAAGAUGAUUAUAUCCACUGAGUCGCAUUUAAUUAAGCAGAAGAUAAGAGAUAUUCACAUGGUCACGUGACCUAAACCAACAGCGGCGCCUGUUGAUACACCAUUCCAGUCUUCACCUUGUAUCAAUUUUAUUUCAGACUAAGGACAUACUUGGAAUAUAUAUUAUUCUUUCAGAUUGAAGAAUAUAAAGAGAUACACCUUCCCUGAAAGUUUCAUUGAGAUAUCUUGAUUAUUAAUGAAACUACAAGCGUUUUUAUAUAAAAAGUUAGGUACUUGGUCACAGUUUUCUACACUCAUUCCAUUUUAAAAAAUAGGGCUAAUUAGCGAACUUCUUUUGCCAAUAAUUUCCUUAUUUGUUAAGAUAUCUGAGUGAUUUUGGUGUCAUUGUCUUUGUUUAUUCAAGCUCUUUCCAAUGGUGCCAGUUUGAUGUUAAUUUUUCUUCACAUACCUAACAAUUGUAUUUGCAUUAUCAUUGAUUUUUCUACCACAGGAGUCAUAGGAGUGCCAUAAAAAUAGAAUAAAUCUGCAAAACAAUAAGGAAAUAAACGUUGAAUAUGAAAGUGAAAUAGAUACAAAUAAAAAUAAAAUAAUAAGGGAAAGAUAAAUUAAAUAUUGCAUAUUUCUCUCAAUUUUACUGGAUUGUUUUUUCAUUUACCAUAUUGCUUAUAAUAUUGCCGUAUUGGUUUUCGUUUAGCCAUAUUGCUUUUAAUUUUACCGUUUUGCUUUUGCCGUAUUGCUUUUAAUUUUACCGGACUGCUUUUACUUUUACCAUAUUGCUUUUAAUAGGUUUUAAUUGCUUUUAAAAAUUGAGCAGAUGUAUUUUUUUGUACCUCAAGAACAUUUGAAAUACAUCAAUUAAUUCAUUUUUUUGUGUCUCCAUAUGUCUGAGUCUAAUCUGAAACUUGCUAGGGCUUAUUAGUGGGAUCACAUUACACUGUUUUUUAUUCUGUGGAAAACAAAAGAUCCAUCUUUUGUUGAAUCUAUUUUAUCCUUUUCCUUGGUGUCAUGGUUUGGACAUUUAUCUGUAAAGAACAGAAACUCACUCAACCAGAUUGUGAAAUGGCCUAACAGGCUGAUUGGUGAGUCACAGCUGAGUCCAGCAUCCCUGUAAUCCAGACAGUUACAGCGGUUAGCUGGUUCAAUUCUUCUUGAUAUUUCACACCCUCUGCGCAGUGAGUUUCCGUUUCUUCCCUCUGGAUGACGGUUAAUGGUCCCAAAAUGUAGAACAAAAAGAUUUAAAGACAGCUUUGUUCCAGCAGCCAUCACUCUGAUAAAUAGAUCAUAGCGUUUUUUAAUCUGUUUUGUUGUUAGUUGUUCCUGUGUUGAAGUGUGUACUGUAUGUAGGAUGUAUGACUCAUGACUGUGCCCCAAAUUUACCUACGGGUACAAAUAAAGUAACCUGAACCUGAACCUGCUGGCCAAAUCUAAAAAGAAUCAUGAACAUACUGCAUGUGAUGGGCCCUAUAAGUAAAGCAUAAAUAAAAGCCUGUGUCCUG
This is a messenger RNA of Paramormyrops kingsleyae, 8013 nucleotides long. RefSeq names its product protein mono-ADP-ribosyltransferase PARP14-like. The record is from RefSeq and is a predicted model, not a curated record. Gene Ontology annotation, cellular component: cytoplasm; nucleus. Gene Ontology annotation, biological process: negative regulation of gene expression; protein poly-ADP-ribosylation. Gene Ontology annotation, molecular function: NAD+ poly-ADP-ribosyltransferase activity; transcription corepressor activity. Lineage: Eukaryota; Metazoa; Chordata; Actinopteri; Osteoglossiformes; Mormyridae.